Molecule: messenger RNA, 1433 nt
Organism: Archocentrus centrarchus (flier cichlid)
Lineage: Eukaryota; Metazoa; Chordata; Actinopteri; Cichliformes; Cichlidae
Gene: krt98
Product: keratin 98
Exons: 8
Coding region: 202-1383 (393 amino acids)
Cellular component (GO): cytoskeleton
Molecular function (GO): structural molecule activity
Source: RefSeq, a predicted model, not a curated record
CCCACUGGUCACCACACCCAAGGUGAUGGAGAGAUUGCAUAGAGGAGUGAGGGGGAUGAUCUGUCAGCGGCAUUCUUACCUUUCAGCACACACGAAGCCCAUCCCACUUCGGCAACUAUAUAACCAAGAAGACCAAAGUUACUCUCUCAGCUGCAGAUCAACUCCAGUGAUCCUACCUGGUUCAGAUCCAGACCCUUCAAUAUGUCUUUGAGCAACAGAAGCUUCAGGCAGAACACCAUGAGUGUCUACGGUGGAGCAGGAGGUUAUGGCACCCGUAUCUCCUCAUCCCAGAAGAGCUAUGCAACACCAAGCUUGAACCUUGCUGAUGGUCUUGACCUCCAUGUUGGGGCCAACGAGAAGGCCACCAUGCAGAACCUGAAUGACCGUCUGGCUGCCUACCUGGAGAAGGUGCGCACCCUGGAGAAGGAGAACGAACGCCUGGAGAAGCUGAUCAAAGAGUGGUACCAGAGCAGAACCGUGGUCUCCUUUGACCACUCUGCUUACUUCGCCACCAUUAAGGAUCUGAAGGAAAAGAUUUGCGUUGCCUCCAAGCUCAAUGUCAAGACUAUGCUGGACGCUGACAAUGCAAAACUGGCUGCUGAUGAUUUUAAAGUGAAGUAUGAGAACGAGCUGGCCGUGAGAAUGACUGUGGAGGCCGACAUUGCUGGAAUGAAGAGGUUAAUGGAUGAGCUCAACCUAUCCAGGAUGGAUCUGGAGGGUCAGUAUGAGUCCAUGAAGGAUGAGCUUAUUGUGCUCAAGAAGACCCACGAUGAGGAGUUGGCUCUACUGAGGGCUCAGAUGGGUGGCCAGGUUAAUGUGGCCGUCGACGCUUCUCCCUCUCUAGAUCUGAACCAGGCCAUGGCAGAGAUCAGGCAACACUACGAGGGCGUGAUCGCCAACAACCGCAAGGAGAUCGAGUUGUGGUAUCAAAACAAGAUUACAGCUGCGGAGCAGGAAGUGCACACACAAACUGAGAUUCUGGUCACAACACAAAGAGAUCUUAAAGAGCUGAAGAACAUUCUCCAGAGGCUUGAGAUCGAACUGCAGUCCCAUUUGAGCAUGAAAGCGUCUCUGGAGGGGACUCUGAGAGAGACUCAGGAACGCUAUGCCACACAGCUAGCAAACCUCCAGAAUAUGGUCACAAGCCUGGAGGCUCAGCUGUCCCAGAUCCACAAGAAUAUCACCUACAACAAGCAGGAGUAUGACAUGUUGCUGGAUCUCAAGACCAGGCUGGAACUGGAGAUUGCAGAGUACAGGAGACUGCUGGAUGGGGAAGAUGAAAGCUCAAAACAAGUGGUCACAAAGGUCAUCACAGUGGUGGAGACAGUUGUGGAUGGAAAAGUGGUGGAGAGCAGCAAGACUGUGGAUGUGGAAACUGAGUGACGAACUGGAAGCAUUCACAACAAAUAAACAAUAAAGAUCAUGUAGCUGAA